AUGCGCUCUACAUCCCAGCUGGUGAUGACAUCUUUGUGGCAGAUUCUUCCUGAAAAUAUGCCACUCGAAGAACGAAGUGAACUUACAUAUGCAAGGUGCAAGUCUAUCGUGCAACAUUUCAGUAUUGGGAGCUCGUUAACGAUCCUUUGCCAUCCAUUUCAACGUCUUCAUUGCCACGUUGGCGAUGUAUUUGGAUCGUCGUCCAGACCUCAAGGAAACCAUCGAUCGACUUUUGCGUUUCGAAUUGAAGGACGUCUGAUGUUCCUGGCUCGCGGAUUCUCUUUUCAGUCCUUGUCUCUCAGCGGGCGGUACUGUCUCACGGAACUCGGGCACGGUCUCGAUAUUAUUAACAUGGAGACCGCAAUGCGACGGUACACUUAUUUCAUCAAAGCAGGCCUUCGUCUCCUCGUCACUGCAAUUUUACCAGACGAAGCGUCAAAUAUCCUCUUUCCGCCACUCAUUCGUCCUACGAAUGCGGCUCCGCCGUUAAGAUGGGAUCUAGAUUUCACGACGCAGGAAGGCUACGAGAAGUUCACGCCAAUGAAGGGGAUGGUUCGAGAGCUUUGA
Guyanagaster necrorhizus is the source of this 567-nucleotide messenger RNA. RefSeq lists its product as uncharacterized. Bases 1 to 567 code for a protein of 188 amino acids. NCBI's taxonomy places the organism in Eukaryota, Fungi, Basidiomycota, Agaricomycetes, Agaricales, Physalacriaceae. The record is from RefSeq and is a predicted model, not a curated record. The transcript has 4 exons.